Ogataea angusta is the source of this 891-nucleotide messenger RNA. RefSeq lists its product as uncharacterized. NCBI's taxonomy places the organism in Eukaryota, Fungi, Ascomycota, Pichiomycetes, Pichiales, Pichiaceae. The coding region runs from base 1 to 891 and encodes 296 amino acids. Gene Ontology annotation, molecular function: D-amino-acid oxidase activity; FAD binding. The transcript has 2 exons. The record is from RefSeq and is a predicted model, not a curated record.
AUGAAGAUUGUUGUUGUUGGUGCCGGCGUCAUCGGCCUGACCACCGCUCUGACCCUCAAACGCAAGCUGGACUGCGACCUCGUCGUCGUGGCCAAGGAAUUACCCGGCGACGCAGACCCUAUCUACACCUCCACCAAGGCAGGAGCACAGUGGUCCAGCUCGCCGGGAAACAAGCGGGCGAGGUUCUCGUACCGGAUAUUCGACGAGCUGAGCAGAGUCCCCGAGGCCUGGGUCGCGAAGAUCCCGCUCUACAAGGGGGAAAUCGACCCUCAGGGCCCUGCUACAGAGCCGGAGCUCAGGUCGUUUGUGGACAACUACGAGUGGAUCGGCGAGGACCCGCAGAAAUUCCCCGGAGUCAGCCACAUCUACAAGUUCGACACCUUCACCAUCUCUCCCCCGCAGUACCUGGCGUAUCUGGCGGGCGAGCUGCUCAGACUCGGCGUGGCUAUUCAGCGCGGUGUUGUGCGUAACUUCCAGGACAUCGCAGCCGACUAUAGGCCACACGCUGCUGAUCGAAAACACGCUGCCGUACCAGGUCAUGUUCAAGGAGAACAAUCCCGUCGAAGAGGGCGAGUUCCUCAUGCUGUUCCCGAGAAAAGAGGGCUGUGCCGUGCUGGGGGGCAUCUACGACGCGCACUCGCCCGCCUUCGACACGUCUGUCCACGCCGACUACGUCGAGCGGCUCCGGGCCAAGGCCACCAGGCACCUUCCAGAGCUGCAGGGCGAGAUCCGCGUCCUCAAGCACAACAUCGGGUUCCGGCCGCACAGGGACGGCGGCGUGCGGAUCGAGGUCGACCCGGAAAACCCAAAACUGGUCCACAAUUACGGGUGCAGCAAUCUGGGCUUCACAGAGAGCUGGGCCUGUGCUCAGGAAGUCUUGGACCUCAUUAA